This is a messenger RNA of Choloepus didactylus (southern two-toed sloth), 28283 nucleotides long. RefSeq names its product coiled-coil domain containing 168 (gene LRTM3). NCBI's taxonomy places the organism in Eukaryota, Metazoa, Chordata, Mammalia, Pilosa, Megalonychidae. Bases 1 to 28212 code for a protein of 9403 amino acids. The transcript is spliced from 3 exons. The record is from RefSeq and is a predicted model, not a curated record.
AUGUAUGAGAAAAGAGUCGAUGUCUUUUCAGGAAGACCAAUUAGUUCAUCACCUAUAUCUGAAGAAAAUGAAAGUAACUUUGAAGAUAGAGUUUUUUCAUCAGAUGAAAUAAUCUGGGCAAGUACUAGUGAAAGUGAAUAUCAAGUAAGUCAUUUUAGUGAAAGGCAUAUACAGUCUUCAGGUGGCUCUAUCCCAUCUUUGUCAUUAUUUCAUUCAGAAGUAAAGGAAGUUUUUCUAAGCCAGAGUGAGUAUUCAGAAAAUGAAUAUGACACAAUACAAUUUUCAUCAAAGGAAUUAUUUUCAAUAAUGAAAACCAACAAAAAUAAAAAUUUAAGAUUGUCUUCUGACCUUAACUUUUCAAGAAUUCCUAGAUUCACUGCAGAAAAUGAAGAUCUAGAUGUGGCACCAUGCCAUCCUGUCAAUUUCAGUCUUUCUAGAGACCAAGUUAGGCUUUUGAAAGAAACUCUGAGAAGUCAAAUUCCUUUAAAAUCCAAAGCUGUGUUAGAAAGUAAAACUCCUUAUCUGUACUCAAGCUCUCGAGAGUCCUGGUUUCAGAAUCAACAUUCCAGAAGAAUGGAUAUUGCUGCCCAGGCACAAGAUUCUUUUUCAGCACAAAAUGCUAUUCAGAAUCAAGGUUUUUUUAAAGCCCAGUUUACAAGUGAAAUCCAACAAUUUGUUCACAAUGAAGAGUCGAUCAACAGCCAGCCUAUCAAGGCUCAGCCUCAAGAUUUGAUGAGGAAACCAUUUUUCAGCAGCACACAAGAGUCCUUCCUGGCCCAAGAUAUGGAUAGGAGCCAACAUUUGGUCCAAAUCCCAUAUUCUGUUGAGACUCAAGAGUCAAUCAAGAGCCUAGAGUCCGAUAAAAAACAUUUAGAUGAGGCCCAAUAUUCUGUUUGGUUUGAAGAUUCAAAUAGCAAUAAAUAUUCAAUCGAGGGGCAAAAUACUAUUCUUAAGAAUGCUGAAUUUCUAGUUUUAACUCAAAGUCCAAAUUCAGUUGCUGAAGGAACACCACACCUCAAAAGUAUAAAGCCAAAGAAGCAGCAACAAAUUGCUUCAUCAAAAUUAAACCAGUAUUCUGCAUAUAGCUCAGUGCCUCUUUUACAUACCAUUAAGAGACAGAAAAACAGAAGGAAAACAUCCAAAAGUAAAAUUAAACUCAGUCACAAAGUUCCAUCUCUAAAGGCAAAGAAAACACCAGUUUCACAGGUAUUUCAAAUCAUAGUACAGCAACGGAAAGGCACAUUGGGUAUAGCUUUCCAUCCUAUUUGUGUUUCCAAGCUUGUUCCUCCUUACAUUGAAAAAUAUUCCAGAAAAAAACUAGGGAAAGUCAUGCUAGGUUUAACAAAAUGUACAUGUUUUCUGUGGAAACAAAGUAAGUCAGAGGAAAUCAAUGGUGCAGUUUCUAUUGAGGAGAGAAGAACUUCAGAUAUUAUUAAAAAUAUACAACAGAAUGACAGAGAAAAUAAAGGACUAAAAAACAUCUCAUCAAAAGUUCUACCUCAGCUUGAACCACCUUUCAAAGUCAACACUUAUAAACUAAAAGCACCCUGUUAUUCAUUAAUAGAAACAAACCAGAAGAGUAAAGAAUCUCCUAAAGACCUAAUUACUCAAUCAAAGGACAUUGGUAUUGAAGAGUAUCAUGCCCCAUAUAGUAAAAAAACAUUUGAUCUGCAUAUUCCAAAGCAUGAAGCACCUUUAAAAGAAGCUAUAUCAGAACCUAUGCAGAAAUUUGUUUCCUCUUCCAAAAUGGAGUUGAACAGAGAAAUGAAAAUAUGGGAGGACCUAAAAAAUACAAAGAAUUCCCUUAAUCAGCUUUCACAAGAAGAGAAGUUACUAACUAGUACACCAAAAAUGCAAAGGUACUUUCCAAAAGAAAAUGCACAAAAACAAAAAGAUUUUCUGGAAAUUGCUCUGGAGUCUUCAGAUAUCAAUUUGCUCAUUUCAUUAAGAACAAAAAGGCAUAAAAGCAGUGAAAAAUUAGGAGAAAAAAUUCAAGUGAAUACAGAAGACACACCUCUGAAGGAAAAAAAACCAUUAAUACUUAAUACAGAAAAUGGUAACCUAAGUCAAAGUGAGGAACUAGAAUGCAACAUUGGAAACAAUGUAAAAAAUAUGCAUCAAGAUAAAAAAUUGUCAGAUGCAUUUCAGAAUGUCACUGACACUACCAUUUCUGAACCACCUGAUAAGGAAAUACAUAACAGAUUAAAAUCUGAGACAGAUACAUCGAGUAUAAUAAGGCUCAGUCAUACAACAGUAAAGCAAGAGAAAUUGCCAGAUGAAGAGAAAAUAUGGAAUUUAAAAUAUGUUGAUGAGAGAUGUAUAUUAAACAUUUUAAAAAGUCAACAGCAAUGUGAUGAAGAGGAAGAGGAACAAGAAGCUUUACAAGAAGCAGUUCCACAGCUGACACAAGAUUUUAGGUUCAGCAUACAUCUAAAACAGAAGACCAAACAUGUCAACAUUGAAAUAAAACAGAGCAGUCCAGGAAAUAGAAAAACUGAAAAUAAAGAGCAAGAAAUACAACCACAAACUCCUUUUACACCAACUAUUUUGGAGACUACUCUGUGCCCCAAUAUGGAUCCAUUUCAAGCUGAGAAUGUGAAGCAAAGCACAAGCAGAAAUACAGACAGAGAAUGUACUUCAGAUGGAAAGAAUACAUUUACAACGCCAGAGAAUUUACCAGUUGGUGAACUUUCAACAACAGUGUGUGGCAUACCAUUUGGGGGACAGUCCAAAAAGAUACUGGGUGGUCAUAUUACAAAAGGAAACAAAGACUUAAAAGGAGUUUUACCUGCAGUUUCCCUAGGUUCUCUUAAUAUCUACAUGCUUACUUCAUCAUAUUUUAAAAGGCAAAAAAUCAGAAAAAAAUUAUCAGGAAGAAAAUAUGUACUCCAUCUCAAACAGGUAACUAUAAAAGUAAAGUAUAUGACAAUUUCACUGAUGCAUUGUAUCAAUGGACAUAGUACUGCAAGUCAUAGAAAAAAAUCAGAAUGCAAUUUUAAAACCAUAAUUAAACAGCUACUACAAGGUAAAAUUGGGGCAGAUGUACUUCUGAAUGUUAUUUACCCUCACAGGUGUAUUUUGCCUAAUAUGAGAAAGCGUAACAGGUUAAAUGCAGAGAAUCACAGUCACACCAAGCUAAAGCAAGAGAAAACACAAGUAGAAAGGGAAGAAAGGUGUUCAGAUUCCAUUAAUAAGAGAAAUGUCUCUAGAAACACACUAGAAGUUAAAUUGCAAGGUGAAACAAUAAAAGAAACACUGCAACCAACCCCAUUCACAAAAACUCUUAUGGUGUGUUCUUACACCCCCAUAAUAGAUCCAUUUCAUGUUGAGACUAUGAAGAAAAGCCUAACAACACAAACAGACUUAAAAUGCACUGCAGAUUCUAAGAUGCUUCCUCCAACAUCAGGAAGAUUACUGAAUGGAGACCCUUUAAACCAAACAAGAGUAAGUGAAGUUCCAGAUAAUGGAGGUUUUACAAGGGAAAUGGAUUACUGUUUUGCAGAAAAAAAGGCAGAACUGCUAAAAUAUUUACUAUCAGCUUUCCCAGAGACUUUUCAUUUCUGCAUGCCUGCUUUAUCUCAUUCCAAAGGGCAGAAAAAGAAACUAAAAUUUCCACAUCUGAAAAGUACAGUGAGGCCCAAACGUGUACCUAUGAAGGCAGUGAAGCCAUUAAUUUCGCGGAUAUUUAUUAUCACAGCAUCCCAUAACCUUGGUCAUAGAAAGGAAUUGGGUCCCAACUUUAAGAUCAAGGUUAAAAAGAUAAACCAAGCUAAAGGAUUGGUAGAUGAAUUUUUAAAUUCCAUUUUCUGUUCCAUGCCUGACAAAUUAGAAGCAGAGACAAACUGGUUCUGUCAUGCUCAGUUAAAGCAAGGAAAACUUUCAGAUGAAGGGAGACCAUGGUAUGAUGAUUUGUUUGAUACUAGUGCAUUCUAUGUCAGAGAAGGUAAAGUGCAAAAUAAAGAAGAGGAACAACAAGCUUUUGUUUCUAAGUCUAAAAGACAGAAAAAUUCAUUAAAGUUAGCAAGCAAGCAAAAUACAGCGAGUCUCAAAGUUGGAGCUAUGAAGGCAAAAAAGCCUCCAAUUUCAUAUAUAUUUAAUGGCAGGCAUAGCAAGGAACUGCAGUUCAACUUAAAAAUGAAGAUGAAAGAUCCACAGCAAAGUAAAAAUAUAUAUGCAUUUUUGAAUGCCAUUUACCCUAUGGGGCCUAUUUUGCCCAACAUCAAAAAGUGUAGUGGAUUAAACAUGGAGACAGAUAUGCAGAGGAUAACAAGACUUGGUCAUACACAGCUAGUGCAAGAGAAAUCACCAAAUGGAAUAAAAGUACCAUGCUCAGAUGAAAUUUAUUUGAGAAGUAUAUCUAGCAAUGUGAAAUAUGGAAAAAAAGAGGAAAGAGAACAUGAAGCUUUACCAACUGCAGAGAAUAACCAACAUUUCAGAUUCAAUGCAUAUCAGAAGAUGGAUCAUGACCUUGUCAAAUCAGCCGAGGAGCUGAACCGACCAGGAAAUACAAAUAUGCAGGUACAAACACAAACACAUUUUACACAAACUAUUUUGGAUUCUACUUCAAGCCCUACAUUAGAUCAAUUUCAACUUGAAAAGCUAGAGAAAUGUGCUAAGAUUUCACCUCCAAAGAAAGGAGAAUCAAAGAUUGAUGAAAUAGUCUCUUCUGCAAGAGCAUGUGGUAUUCCAUCUGAUGGGAUCCAUCAAAAGGAAAAGGAUGAUGGUUUUAAACAGAAAAAGAGUGUGACCUUUGAUAUCUGCAGGCCUCCAUUAUCUACAUCCAAAAAGAAGGGAGACUUCAAACAAUUUUCAGACCUGAAAACUUCAGUGAGUCCCAAAUGUGGAAUUAGAAAGGCAAAGAAACCCUCAUAUUCAUACAUGCUUAAUAUUAAGGGUGGUACUAGCCCAAACUAUAGAAAAGAAUUGGGACAUAACUUGACAACCAAGAUGAAAGACCUGCAUCAAGGUAAAAAAGUGGUGGAUAAAAUGUAUUCUUUCAUGGCUAUUACAUCUGACAUUAGUAUGCAUAGUAACAUAGAAACAGAAAAAGACAUUUUAGGAAAAAACAGACUCAGUUCUACUCAAGUAAAGCAAGAGAUUUCACCACGGGAAGGGAGUGUUACUUCAGAUGACAGCAAAGAAACCAAUAUUCACGAUAAAGAGAAAGAAGAUAGAGAACAGGAGGCAUUAUUAAAAGUAAUUCCACAGCACAGUCAACAACUCAUAUUCUGUUCAGGUCAGAGGAACGGGCUUGUCCUUCACAAAUCAGAAAAACAAAGAAGUGUGGAAAUUCCAGUAGUUGCAGAACAAGAUGUACCACAAUUAAUGCAGCCUGAAGAUUCAACUCAAGUUGAAAAGCCAAAAAAAAGCUUCCAGACACAAAAUGACACAAUAUGUACAGUGAGUUCAAAGCUUCCUCCUCUAAAGUCAGAGGAAUCAUUAAUUGAUGAAGUUUUAAUUGAUACAGAAAAAUAUGGUGUCUCAACUGAUGGAAGCCCUACAGGGGGAUCUCAUGGUCUUAGUAAAGAGGAAAAGGCAGAGUUUGAAAAAAAUCUACAAGCAACUGCCCUGGAGCCUUUGGAUUCCUCUACACCUGAUCUAUCUGAAUCUAAAAUGCAGAGAAAUAUAUUCACAUGUAGAGCCUUAAAAAUGAAGGCAAGGAAGGCACCAAUUUCACAAGUAUUUAAUAUCCCAAGGUCUGGUUGUCUAAAAAAUCUACCUCCAAAGACCCAGAAAUCACAGGUGGUUGAAUUUUUAAUUCAUAUAAGAGACUCUGAGAUCCCAUCUGAUGGAUUUCAUAUGAGGGAACUAGAAAAUCUUACUGCAGAGAAAAAGAAAAGAUUAGCACAAGAAUUACCAGCAGCAAUUCUGGAGUCUUUUGAUGUCUCCAGACUUGAUUCACCUGCAUCUAAAAGAGAGAGAAACAAGUUAAAACUUACAAACAAAAGAAAUAAAAUGAGCCCCAAAGUUGUAACUUUGAAGGCAAAGAAGUUACCAUUUUCCCAGACAUCUAAUGCCACAGGCUGUGGUAUACCAAGGUAUAGAAGGCAAUUAGAAUGCAACUUCAAAUCCAUGAUGAAACUAAGUAAAUUUGUGGUAGAUACAUUCCUAAGUGCCAUUGUCUCUCCCAUGCUUGUUUUACUUGACACUGAACUGCAGAAUAGAAUAAAAGUAGAGAGAGACAUGCUGUGUAAAACAGUAUCCAGUUGUGAACUGCACCUGCGAGAGCAGUCACCAGAUGAAGAGAGAUCCUGGUGUGCAGAUUCCAGCGAUGAGAAAGACAGGACUUCAAAAGGCACUAAAGAAGUCAAAGACCAAAGUAGAGAGGAAGAGAAAGCAGAAUGCAUAGUAGAAGCAACCCCAAUGAAUUCCCAACAUUUCAGUUUUAAUGCUUAUAAAAUGAAGGAGUCUAACUUUGCAAAAUCAGACCCAGAGGUGAAGAAUUCAGGAGAGCCAAAGAAAAGAACAAUAACACAAAAAAGCUUUCAGAAGACAGAGAUUCCAAAGAUUUCAUCUCCAAUGAUAGGGAAGUCCAUUAGUGAAUUUUUAAUUGAUACAACAAAGAGUGACAUCCCAUCUGAAAGAGGCCCUAGAAAGGAACUUGCUAGUUCUAUUUCAGAGGAAAAGAUAAGGUUACAAAAAGAUUUACAAGCAAGAACCCUAGAACCUUUUGCUUUCUCCAUGCCCAUUUUAUCAGAAUCUGAAGAGCAGAAAAACACAUCACAAUUAGGCACAGAAAGUACACUGAGUUCCAAAUGGGUAACUUUGAAGCCAAAGAAGCCACCAACAUCACAAGUACUCAGUAACACUAGAAUUGUUAACACAAGCCACGGAAAGAAACAUAAAUGCAACUUUGAAGCCAAGAUGAAAGAGAUGAAACAAGGGGAAGGUGUGUCAGAUGCCUUUUUGAAUACCUGUUUCUCUGCCGUACCAGUUUCACCUGAUGUGGAAACUUGUAAUGCAAAAGAAACAAACAUAUUAAGGAAAAUACAAUCCAGUCAUGUGCCACGUACCUAUUCCAUUGAUAAGGGCUAUACCUUAAAUGACAGAGAAGUAGAAAUGCAAGAAGAGGAAAAGAAAGAAGCUUUACUAGAAACCUUUCCCUACUUUACCCAACAAUCCAUGUCUUCUGAACAUCAAAAGAAAGAACCAGACCUUGUUAGAUCUGAUGCAGAUUUUAACACUUCAGGAAACAGAAAAAUUAAGAAAUUGCUUGUAACAGAGCAAGAGGUGCCACAAAAAACAACUUUUAUGGAAACUAUUUUAGAGGCUGUUUCUUGCCACAUAAAAGAUCUGCUUCAAGUCAAGACAUCAGAAAGACACAUCAACACACAAGAAGGUCUAGCAUCUGCAAAAGAUCCAAAGAUUCCAUCUCAAACUUCAGAGGAAUCAGUGAUGGAUGAACGUUUACCCAAUAAAAUAGGCAAACGAUAUGAGGGAAGUCAUAGAUGGCAACCUGAUGAUCCUUUUAUUGAGGAAAAGGCAGGAUUACCAUUCUUACAGCCUUCUGAUUUCUCUAUGCCUGCUUUAUCUAAGAUUAAAGGGCAGAGACAUGCAACACAAAUCCCUAAGAAUGAAACUCUGAAAGCCGAGAUGCCAUCAAUUUUAGAGACAAGUAAUAUCACUAAGUGUGAAACCCUAAGCCAUAGGAAGCAACAGGAGUACAAUUUGGAAAACCUGGCCAAAGAAAUAUCUCAAGGUGUGUCAGAUAUAUUUAUGAAUACCUAUUUUUCACCUCCACCUGUUUUGUCUGGCAUAAAAAUGCUUAAAAAAGUGAAAACAGAGAAAGACCAGUUAAGAAAAACAAGCAAUAUGACACAAUUGAAACAAGAUGAAGAGAAAACAUUGUAUACAGAUUCCUCUAAUAAACUGAGUAUCUCAAGUGACACAGAAACGAAAUGGCAAAAUGAAGAAGAAAAAGGUGGCAAAGACGUUUUAUUUGAAUCAGGUCAGCAGUUCCUGAAUAUGGGUAGUAGAACAGAUCAAAAUAUGCUUAUUACAGAGAAAGAAGUACAGCAGCAAACACUGGUUUCAGAAAACAUUUUGGAGUCUAUUCAGUCUGCUAUAAUGACUGUAUUUCAAAGCGAAAAGCUGAAGAACAUCCCACUACAAAAAAACAUAUUAGGUACAAUAGGUGAAAAGAUGCCAUGUCCAAAAUCAGGGAAAACAAUGGUUGACAAUCUUGUAAUUGAUAAAGCGGAGUAUAGUACCACAUCUGAUGGGAGCACUACAGGAAAGCUGGAUGUUCACAGUGCAGUUUCCCCACAAGUAGCAGAGAAUAUGGAAACACAAAAAGUGAUAAAAUACACAGUUGGUCAAAAUAUUCCACCUACCAAAACAGGGAAAUCAAUGUUUGCAGAGCCAUGUGAUGAAAGCUCUGGAAGGAAACUAGAUAGUCUUAUUGGCAAAGAAAAUGAAGAGUUACAAAGAGAUUUGCUAACAAUGGUCACGCAGUCUGUUUUAACUGGUUCUAAAAAGAAAAGAAAUAUAUUAAGAUUUCUAGGAAGGAAAAGUUUAGAUCCCAAAUGUGGAACUAUGAAGGCAAAGAAGCAUCCAUGUUCACAGGUGCUUAAUAUCACUGUGCCUGAUAAUCUACACUGUAGGAAGGAACCAGAAAACAAUUCAAAAUCUAAGAUAAAAGACGUACAGCAAAAUAAAAUAGCUAAUGCACUUUUGUCUCCCACACCUAGUUCAACUGAUGUCAAAAUAGAUAUUAAAAAACAUGGCAGACCAAAAGCAGAGAUGGAUAAACCAAGAGUAAAAAUAUACAAUCAUACUUACCCAAAGCUAGAGAAAUCACCACCUGAUGGAGAAGCAUGGAAGUCUGAGUUGACUGAUAUGCAAAACAUAUCAAGCAACACAAUGCAAAUGAAUGUCUCAGAGCCUUUUGAUUUCUCUACGCCUGUUUUAUCUAAAAAUGAAAAGCAAAGAAGUACAGUGCAGUUAGAAUACAUGAAAAGGACUAUGAGUCAAGAGUGUUUAACUAUGAAGGCAAAGAAGCUACUAAUUUCACAGUUACUGCAUGUUGCAGGAUGUCGUUCUCCAAGCCAUAGAAAGAAACUGAAAUGCAAGUGUAAAUACAAAACAAAAUUAACGUUACCAGAAAAACAUGAGGCAGAUGCAUUUUUAAAUAAUAGUAGUUCUCCCAUACCAACUUCAUCUGACAUUGGAAUGGAUAAAAAAUUAAGAGCAGAUGCAGACAUGUUAAGCAAACAUGUCAAUCUUAUGCAAAUAAAGCCAGAAAAAUCAGGUGAAAGGAAAGCAUGGAAUACAUAUUCUUGUGGUAAGGGAAGUACUGCAAAAGAUAAAGAGAAAGAAACAGUGGAAGAAAAAGAGUACCAAGAAACUGUACCAGAAGAAACACCACUAUAUAUACAAUUACUCAAAUCUGAUAAACACCAAAAAAAGAAGCCUGACCUGGUCAAAUCAAAAAAUGAAGUGUAUAGUUCAAGAAGAAGGAAAGUUCAGGAUUUUCUUGUUAGAGAGCUAGAUGUGCAGCAACCAACAUCAUUUCCAGAAAUUACUCUGGGUUCUACUCCCUGCCACAUAAUGAAUCAGUAUCAAGUUGAUAAGACGAAGGAAAGCCACCGUACAACAAAAAGCACACGAGUUACUGAGACUGCUAUGAUUCCACCACCCAGUUUAGUGAUUGAUCAACUUUCAUUCAAAACAACAGAAAGGGGCCCUCUGUAUAAGGGAACACUUCAAAAAACAGCAAGGUGUUCAGAUUCCACUGGCAAGAAAGAAGCUUUGAACAUUUUUAAAGAAGCAAAACUGCAUGAUAGAGAAAGUGAGGAAGAGAAGCAAGAACAAUUGAUAGAAACUGGUCCAUUGUAUAUUAAAAACUUCUUGGUAAAUGCAUAUCUCAUGAAGGAAUCUGAUCCUGGCAAGUCAGAAGGUGUCAUUUUAGUAGAACAGUUUUUCCCCAAAAGUCAGAUUUACAAAAGGAAUCCAGAAAAAAAUGUAAAAAUAGAAAAAAACAAUGUGACAACUAGUCUCCAUAUUGGACUCCCAAAACUGGAGAAAUCAAAAGUUUGUACAGAACUGAGAGAUCCAACAGGUCAUUCUAUAUCUAAUAAAUGUGAUAGAAAGACUAUUGCCAAUUCUAUUAUGAUGGAAAAAUGUCAGUACAAUAGUUUGACAGGAAUUGUCCUAGAUUCUAUUGGCAAGCAUUUGCCUACUCCAGAAGAAAUUGAAAGACAGACUGGUAGCCCAGAAAUAGUUGACAUGUCAAGUGUAAGUCCCAAAGGUAUAUCUUUGGAGACAAAGCAAUCAACAGUCUCACAAUCACUUAGUAAUGACACAUGCCGUGCUUUUCUAAGCAUUAAUAAGAAACAGGAAGAGAACUUUAAAGCCCAGAAGAUAGAAAUAGAGAAAGAUAAACCUGUAUUCAAUGCAGAGCUAACUUCUAUAUGUGCUUCUAUGCCUAUUCCACCACACAUAAAAAUGGAGCAGUCACCUAGUACCUGGAAUAUAUAUGCAGAAUCUUCAAGUAAGAGCAAUGCCCCCAACAAAGCAAAAGUUAGAGAGAAAAAAGAGUAUGAACACUGGGUUUCAUUUAGAACAGCUCCACAAUAUACCCAGCCACUUGGAUUUGGGGCAGAUCAAAUGAGAGAGCCUGGUCCCUUCAAAUCACAAUCACCCUUAAUCAGUACAGUGUGCCCCAAGAAUGUCGCUCUUCAGAAAACAAAAAGUGAUUUAAUAGAAGGCAAAGUAAAGAUAGAAACUGUAGAAGAGAUUAGUCCCAAGUCUGUAUUUUUCUCUAAGACACAUCUGCUUCAAAUUGAAAAUCAGAAGAAAAAAAUUAAAACCACAAACUGGAAAACAAGAGCACAUCCUGAUGUUCUGGUUCCAAAGGCAGAGAAAUCAUUAAUUGAUGUACAUUCUAUUAAUGCAACAGAGAGUGACAAUUCAUUACAGGAAAAAGGACAUGAACUAGAGGAGCAAGAGCACCUUGCCAUGCAAAAGAAACGGCAAGAGCCAGAACUACCAGAAACUACCUGGAGUUCUGUUAAUGCUCAUACACUUACACAUCCUGAAAUUGUGAGACAUAAAGUUAAGGCAAAAACAACAGAAGUGAAAAACACUUUCCAGACCAAACAGGUAAAACUGAAGAAAAAGAAAGCACCUGUUUGCCAGCUGCUUACUGGUACUAGGUAUGAUACUGGAGGCAAUAAAAAAGAAUGGGGAUAUCACCUUAAACAGAAGAAAGUAUUCCAAGAGAGUAAAAGUGUAGAUUUAGUUCUGAAAGCUAUUUUUGACUCUGGAUGCAUUACAACUCACAUUAAAAAGCUUACAGAAAUAAAAAUGGAGAAAGACAAACGAGAAGAGAGGAUACACAUUCUUCCACAGCUAAAGGUGGCGAAAACACUAAAUGAAAGGCAAAUGUCUUCUGCAGGAUCGACUGAUAAGUACAGCCACAUUAGAAAAUUGGGACAAUAUGUUGGAGAAAAGGAACAAAAACACCAAAAAAUUUUAAUAGACACACCCCAACAAUAUAUCCAACAGUUAAAGACUAGCUUGCAACAAAUAGAGCAGCUUCGUCAGGUCAAAUUCGAGGAAGAUUCGAAAGGAAAGAUGUGCUCUGAAUCACCUUCACAGAAAGGAGACACUGAUUGCACUGAGCUUGGUAUCCCAAGAAGUGAAAGAAGAGAAGUCUUCAUUAAAGGGAAACAGAAAUCUUUCCUGAAGCAAGAGAUACAGAAAAUAGACCUGAUUCCUGAGACCAGUCUGGAAUCUAUUCCUUGUCCCAUGAAGGAGACAAUAGAAUUCAUAACAAAACAAGAUUUAAAACUGUCAAUUCCACAGCAGAAAAAAGAAUUGAAGGUAAUUAACAGCCCAUCACAUUCAAAAGAACAACAAUUACUAAUUCCAGGGCUUAAGGCCCAGCAACAGAAGCCUUUCACAAGAGCUAUUCUGAAGUCUGUUUCCUCUUACCUACUAGAUCAACUUCUUACUGCAAAGCCAAAGAAAGAAGUAAAAAUAAAAGAUGCAGUUGUAAAGGGUUCAGUUCAACAGGAAAAGAAAAUCUCAUACAAAACAUACAUGUCAAAUAUAGAUCCUAUGUCAGGAAAUACAGAAAGACUACUCUUGCUUAUUAAAAAGCAGGAGAAGAGAAAAAAAAUUAGAAAGAAGAAAGAAUUUAAAAAAGCAGGAAACAUGAAAACAGCUAUAACUCCCAAUCUAGUUUUAAAGUAUUCCCCAGCUGGAGGACAACUCAUUAACACAAUAGAGAGUGUUGGCACUUUCAAACAAAGAGAUGGAAAGGAAUCAGAGGGGAGCGUGGCCAUGCAAAGGGAACAGCAAAGGCCAUAUGGUCCAGGGAUUACCCCAGAUUCUGUUCAUCCAAAUGUGCUUAUUUCUCCUCUAGUUAUAAGCACCAUGUAUCCCAAAGGGAUAAAAAUUAAGGCAAAGAAAGCACUUGUUUUCCAGCUGCUUGAUAUGACAGUAUAUAGAACCAGAAGCAAAAAAAAGGAACUGAAAUGUAACAUUAAGAUACAGAAGAAGUUCCAGCAAGGUAAAACUGUAGCAGAUUUUGUUCUGAAAGAUAUUUGUGACUCUGGAUAUAUUCCAUCUCAUAUGGAAGAGUGUACAGAAGUAAAGAGGGAGAAAGACAAACCAAGAGAGCAGAUACAAAUUCCUCCACAGCUAAAUCUGAUGAAAUCACCAAAUGAAAAUAGUCUGGAACCCACUUCCUCUCGCAUGUUGCAUCAACCCCACAUUGAUAAGUUCAGGAAAGAAGUAUCAGCAAAAGGAAUAAUGAGUUCAAAAGUUUUGAGUCCAGUGGUAGAGAAAGCAUCAAAUGAAGCAGGUAUUCCAGCAGAUCAAUCUCCAUGUUCAGAAGGAAGUAAUUCGUGUAUUACAGAAAGAGAAGAACAGCAUCAGGAAAGUACAUCUGAGGCUCAUCCAACAUCUGUUUCUUUCUCUUCAAUGGAUAUACUUCAGAUGAAGAUGCCAAUGUUUCACACUUCCAAUACAGAAGGAAUUGGCUUACCUACUGCUGGAAAGGAAGAAGAGCAACCAGAAGGUAUAUGCCAGACUUUUCCAAAGACUGCUCCUCAUCUUUUGUUAGAUACACUUCAGAGUAAGACACCAUGUGUAAAGAAGGUGCCAGAAGAUGUUGUUGGCAUCAUGGAUCAUAAUCUGCGCAUGGAAGGAAUUGGCUUGCUUAUUGCAAAAAAAGUAGUAGAGCAACUGGAGUGGAGGCACCAGGCUUUUCUAAAACCUGCUUCUCACUCUUCACUGGAUACACUUCAAAGUAAGACACAAUGUGUAAGGACAGCAGCAGAAGACGUAGUUAGCACCGUGGAUCACAAUCUGAGUGUGGAAGGAAUUGGCUUGCUUAUUGCACAAAGUGUAGAGCAACUGGAGUGGAGGCACCAGGCUUUUCUAAAGCCUGCAUCUCAGUCUUCACUGGAUGCACUGCAAAGUAAGAAACCAUGUGUAAGGACGGCAUCAAAAGAUGUACUUGGCAUCAUGGAUCAAAAACUGAGUGUGGAAGGAAUUGGCUUGCUUAUUGCAGAAAAAGUAGUAGAGCAACUGGAGUGGAGGCACCAGGCUUUUCUAAAGCCUGCUUCUCACUCUUCACUGGAUGCACUGCAAAGUAAGAAACCAUGUGUAAGGACAGCAUCAGAAGUAGGUAGUGCCAUGGGUCACACUCCAAGAGCAGAAACAAUUGACUUGCUAAUUACAGGAAAGGAAGAACAGCCAAAAAAAUUUACAAAUAAGUCUCUUCCAAAACCUUCAUCUCAUUCCACAAUAGGAAUAGGUAACGUGUCAAGCAGAGCAAAAGGAUUAGACUUAUUUUCUAAAGAUCAACCAAAUACUGUAUGUGAGCAUGGACUGAAAUGGCUUAUGCCCUUAGAUAUCCCAAAGAAAAUUAAAGAACAAAAUAAAAGGCUGCCUUUAGAAUCAUGUGAUAAAAAUAUAAAAUACUGGAUUGUUUCAUUUCCAAAAGGAAAGAAAUCACCAGACAGGGCACAGAUAAUUGAUUCAAUAUCAAAUGGUAGCCCACCCAAGCAAAAAGUUAGAGAGAAGGUGGAAUUAUAUAACACAAAUCAAGAGGUACAAAAAGAAGUAUGUCUAUCUGAAACUUUUUUACAGUCUCUUCAUAUCCAUGUGCCUAUUUUGCCAGAAAAUAAAGCACAGAAGAUUAGCAUUACGAAAGGAGACGAGAAAAACAUAAUAUACUUCAGAACAAGAGCUCUGAAGUUAAAUAAAUCAGUGUGUGUGUUUUCACAUACACUCCAUGACCCUGACUGUGGUACCCCAAGCAACAAACCAGAACUGCAGCAGAACAUAAAAAAGAAAAUGGUAAAUAUGAAACACAGAAAAGGUAAAUCAGAUUUGGUUGUGACAAAAAUAUACAAUUCCAUAGCUGCUUCAUCUCACCUCAGAUUAAAUAAAGAGACAAUAGACAGAGUUAUCUCAAAUAAUAUAAAAAAAGAAAAACAAUAUCUACCUCAGAAAGUGGAGAAAGGUAGAGUAAAAGCAGAUGUGAAAGGAAUAGUGGGCCCCGAGGUUAUAAUUUUGAAGGCAAAGGAAUCAUCACUGUCACAUAUAGUCAAUAGAAAGGAAAUGCUGUUGCUGUUGGACAUUAAAAAGCAAGAGAGUAAGGUGCAGGAGAGUAGAGAUAAAUCAGGUGUGAAACUGACAAACUUACGGGCUUCCUUACCAUCUCCUAAUUUUAACUCAAGAAUAAAAGUAGGAAAAAAUAAGCCAGGAAUACUAAGAGAUUGCCUUCCACCACUAAAGAUCCAGGUGUCAUCAAGUGUCAGGGAAACAUCAUAUUCAGAGUUAAUUAAUAAAGCUUUUUUAAGCAAUGUAACAAAAUCAAAACAUUUGUCCCAGAAAAAGAAGGAAGAUAGAGAAAAUAUAGUAGAUGUGAGAGACAUAAUAGGCCUCAAGUGUAUCACUUUGAAAGGAAAGAAAACACAUUUUAAACAUAUACUUCAUGAAAAGGAACUACAAUGGAAAAUUAAAGAACAAGAGCAAAUGAUACAGGAAGAACAAGGUGAUCGAGGUGUACUCCUGGAUAAACCCUGUGCUUCCAUUCUUUCUCCGCCUCACUUGAAAAGGGGUACUGGAAUAAAAGGAGAGGAAGACAUACAAGGAAUAACAAGCUCCUGUUUUCAACCAUUAAAACCACAGGAAUUAUCACAUGCAAAGGGAAUAUAUGAAGAACCAAUUGAUGAUAUUUUAAGCCAUAUAAAAAAGGCAAAACAGAUGCAACAAAUAGAAAGAGUCAAAAAAGCUUGGGAAAAAACAGUACAUUCCAAAGGAAUAUAUUUGAAAGCAAAGAAAUCUUCACUUUCACGGGAACUGUUGCUGAGUAGUGAAGAAGAGGAGAAAACAUUGCAGAAAGAUUCCAAAGGAAUAUACUUGAAAGCAAAGAAAUCUUCACUUUCACGGGAGCUCCUGGUGAGUGGCAAAGAAGAAGAAAAAACAUUGCAGGAAGAUUCCAAAGGAAUACACUUGAAAGCAAAGAAACCACUUUCACGGGAACUGCUGCUGAGUAGUGAAGAAGAGGAGAAAACGUUGCAGGAAGAUUCUAAAGGAAUAUAUUUGAAAGCGAAGAAAUCUUCGCUUUCACGGGAACUGCUGCUGAGUAGCAAAAAAGAAAAGAAAACGUUGCAGGAAGAUUCCAAAGGAAUAUAUUUGAAAGCAAAGAAAUCUUCACUUUCACAGGAACUGCUGGUGAGUGGCAAAGAAGAGAAAACAUUGCAGGAAGAUUCUAAAGGAAUGUAUUUGAAAGCAAAGAAAUCUUCACUUUCACGGGAACUGUUGCUGAGUAGUGAAGAAGAGGAGAAAACAUUGCAGAAAGAUUCCAAAGGAAUAUACUUGAAAGCAAAGAAAUCUUCACUUUCACGGGAGCUCCUGGUGAGUGGCAAAGAAGAAGAAAAAACAUUGCAGGAAGAUUCCAAAGGAAUACACUUGAAAGCAAAGAAACCACUUUCACGGGAACUGCUGCUGAGUAGUGAAGAAGAGGAGAAAACGUUGCAGGAAGAUUCUAAAGGAAUAUAUUUGAAAGCGAAGAAAUCUUCGCUUUCACGGGAACUGCUGCUGAGUAGCAAAAAAGAAAAGAAAACGUUGCAGGAAGAUUCCAAAGGAAUAUAUUUGAAAGCAAAGAAAUCUUCACUUUCACAGGAACUGCUGGUGAGUGGCAAAGAAGAGAAAACAUUGCAGGAAGAUUCUAAAGGAAUGUAUUUGAAAGCAAAGAAAUCUUUGCUUUCACAGGAACUGUUGGUGAGUGGCAAAGAAGAAAAGAAAACAUUGCAGGAAGAUUCCAAAGGAAUAUAUUUGAAAUCAAAGAAGUCUUCACUUUCACGGGAACUGCUGCUGAGUAGUGAAGAAGAGGAGAAAACGUUGCAGGAAGAUUCUAAAGGAAUAUAUUUGAAAGCGAAGAAAUCUUCGCUUUCACAGGAACUGCUGGUGAGUGGCAAAGAAGAAAAGAAAACAUUGCAGGGAGAUUCUAAAGGAAUAUUUUUGAAAGCAAAGAUAUCUUUGCUUUCACGGGAACUGCUGCUGAGUAGCAAAAAAGAAAAGAAAACGUUGCAGGAAGAUUCCAAAGGAAUAUAUUUGAAAGCAAAGAAAUCUUCACUUUCACGGGAACUGUUGCUGAGUAGUGAAGAAGAGGAGAAAACAUUGCAGAAAGAUUCCAGAGGAAUAUAUUUGAAAGCAAAGAAAUCUUCACUUUCACGGGAGCUCCUGGUGAGUGGCAAAGAAGAAGAAAAAACAUUGCAGGAAGAUUCCAAAGGAAUACACUUGAAAGCAAAGAAAUCACUUUCACGGGAACUGCUGCUGAGUAAUGAAGAAGAGGAGAAAACGUUGCAGGAAGACUCCAAAGGAGUAUAUUUGAAAGCAAAGAAAUCUUUGCUUUCACGGGAACUGCUGCUGAGUAGCGAAAAAGAAAAGAAAACAUUGCAGGAAGAUUCCAAAGGAAGAUAUUUGAAAGCAAAGAAAUCUUCACUUUCACGAGAACUGUGGCUGAGUAGUGAAGAAGAGGAGAAAACAUUGCAGAAAGAUUCCAGAGGAAUAUAUUUGAAAGCAAAGAAAUCUUCACUUUCACGGGAGCUCCUGGUGAGUGGCAAAGAAGAAGAAAAAACAUUGCAGGAAGAUUCCAAAGGAAUACACUUGAAAGCAAAGAAACCACUUUCACGGGAACUGCUGCUGAGUAGUGAAGAGGAGAAAACGUUGCAGGAAGAUUCUAAAGGAAUAUAUUUGAAAGCGAAGAAAUCUUCGCUUUCACAGGAACUGCUGGUGAGUGGCAAAGAAGAAAAGAAAACGUUGCAGGAAGAUUCCAAAGGAAUAUAUUUGAAAGCAAAGAAAUCUUCACUUUCACAGAAACUGCUGGUGAAUGGCAAAAAAGAGAAAACGUUGCAGGAAGAUUCUAAAGGAAUAUAUUUGAAAGCAAAGAAAUCUUCACUUUCACGGGAGCUCCUGGUGAGUGGCAAAGAAGAAGAAAAAACAUUGCAGGAAGAUUCCAAAGGAAUACACUUGAAAGCAAAGAAAUCACUUUCACGGGAACUGCUGCUGAGUAAUGAAGAAGAGGAGAAAACGUUGCAGGAAGACUCCAAAGGAAUAUAUUUGAAAGCAAAGAAAUCUUCACUUUCACAGGAACUGCUGGUGAGUGGCAAAGAAGAAAAGAAAACAUUGCAGGAAGAUUCCAAAGGAAGAUAUUUGAAAGCAAAGAAAUCUUCACUUUCACGAGAACUGUGGCUGAGUAGUGAAGAAGAGGAGAAAACAUUGCAGAAAGAUUCCAGAGGAAUACAUUUGAAAGCAAAGAAAUCUUUGCUUUCACGGGAGCUGCUGGUAAGUGGCAAAGAAGAAAAAAUGUUGCAGGAAGAUUCCAAAGGCAUAUAUUUGAAAGCAAAGAAAUCUUCACUUUCACAGGAACUGCUGCUGAGUAGUGAAGAAGAAGAGAAAAAGUUGCAGGAAAGUAAGCAUGUUGGGACUCAGAGUACAUCUUUUGCUUCCAUCUCUUUUCCACCUUACUCUGAAUUGGACAUAAGAAGUAGAGGAAAGGAAGCCAUGCUAAUAAAAACAAGAUCUUCUUUUGUACAAUUAAUACUCCAGGAGUCCUCAGAUGUAGGGAAAAUAGCGUAUAAAGAGUCUACUUGUUGUGAUAUUUCAAGCAGUGUAAAAAAAGCCAAAGAAUAUGUGAUGCAGGAAGAAAAGAAACUAAAAAUGGCAAAAGUUAGACCUUUGAUUAAAAAGAAAUCACCAAUUUCACAGAAAUUUCAUUUAGACCUCAAAACUCAAGAUAAAAAGUCACAAAAAGUUAACGUUGAACCACAUGUGGUUCUAACCAAUUACAGCACUCCCAUACCUACAUCUCAUUUAAAAUUGGCUAUAAGAAUGAAAAAUGAAAAUAAUAGAAUUAAGAUAAGACAUUCUUUUCCAAAACUGUCACAAAAGAAAUCAUCAGAUGCAGUGAAAACAGCAAAUAAAGAGCCUAUUCAGGGUGAUAUCACUAGUGAUGUAAAGAAAACAAUAGAAUGCAUGCCACAGAAAGAAGAGGACAGACAAAUAAGAGUAAAUAUGAAAAACAUGAUGCACUUCAAAGGCACAACUUCCAAGGCAAAGAAAUUUCCACUUUCAUGUGUACCUAUUAUUGCUAAGGGCAGUGGUCCCCAAACUAGAGAAGUACAGACCAACAUAAAAGAGGGAAUUGGCCACAAACAGGAAAGAAAAAGUGAACUAGAUGAGGUUCUGAAAAUACCUUCUCUAUCUGAUUUCAAAUUAGACACAGGUAUUGAAUGCAAAGAAGACAAACUAGGAGUAUCACGAUCUUUUCUUCCACCACCAUGGCACAUGGAGUCAUCGGAUUCAGGGAAACUAAAACAUAGAGUGUCAACUUUGCAUGAUAACUCAAGUGAUUUAAAAAGAACAACAUACAUGAUACAGAAAACAGAGGAUAAAGUAAAUAUUACUGAGAAAGGCAGAAUGCAUCGCAAGUAUAUAGCUUUCAAGGCAGAGAAAUCGCCCCUUUCCUCUAUACUCAAAACAACAGAACUGCAGUUGAACAUCAAAGAGCAAAAGAAAAUGGGGCAGGAUGGUAAGGGGAAAACAGUUGUGAUUCUGAGCAAAACCUGUGCUUUUAAAACUUCUUCGAUUCACAUUAAAGGGGACACAAUAAAAGAAAAGAAUGGUGAGCUUGGAAUAAUAAAACACUGUGUGCCACACCUUAAGCUCCAGGAAUCAUUGGCUUCAGGGCAAAUAGCGUCUUCAGAGUACAUUGAUAGUGAUAUUUUGAGGCAUGUUAAGAAAACAAAACAUCUACCACAUAAAGAAGAGGACAGAGUAAAAACACUAGCCAUGAAUGGCUUAAUGCACCCAAUAGAUGCAGUUUUCAAGGAAAAGACAUCACCACUUCCACAUGUGUUCAAUAUUAUUGAGGAUGGUACUCUAAGCAAGAGAAAGGAACAACAGUGGAGCGCUGACGUGAAGGUAGAACAGGAACAUGAAAGAAAAAGAAAACUUGAUGUAGUUCUGCCAAAAGCUCAUAAUUCCAUGCCUUCUCCAUCUCAUCAUAUAUUAGAUAUAAGUAUUAAAGUAAACAAAGACUUGCUUGGUUUUGUGAGAUGCUCUCCUUCUCAAUUAAAGCUCCAUGUACCAUCAGAUGAAGGGAAAGCCAGAAAUGAAGAGUCAAAUGAAGAUAUUAGCUCCAAUAAUGUAAUGUUAAAAGCUGAUCAACAGAUGCCAAAUAAAGAGGCAAUGGACACAGUGAAAUUGUUAGACAGGCAAGGUAUAGUACUCCCUCCAAAAAUAAAUUUGAAAGCAAAGACAUCCCCUCUUGCACAUCAAUUCAAUAGAAAGAAAUUAUCUUUGAAUAUUAAAAAGCAAGGGGAAAAGGUGAAGGAAGACAAAAGUGAACCAGGGAUGGUUCUGAGAAAAACUUUUGCUUCCUUACCUUCUCCUUCACCUUGUCUUAAGCAAGACAUUAGAGUAAAUGAAAAGGAAGGCAUGCUAGGAAUAACACAAUCCUUGCCACUGCUCAAGACUGAAAAUCCAUCAGAACCAGGCAAUAAAGCAUAUACUGAGUCAAUUGACGGUUGUAUGUUAAGCGAAAGAAAAGGACCAAUGCAAUCUACAACACAGAAAGAAGAGGGAGAUAGAUUCAAAACAGAUAUGAAAGACAAAAUGCUGCCAAAAUGUACGUAUUUGAAGGCAAAGAAAUUACCAUUUUCACAUAUACUCUGUAUCGAAGAAUUGCAAUGCAAAGCUGAAGAGCUAGAGAGAAAGGUGCAGGAAGAUAGAAGUGAACUAGUUAUGGGUCUCACAAACAUUUGUGCUUCUUUACUUACUCAACUACCUCUUAAAUCUGAUACAAAAGAAGGAGAGGGAUACAUGAUAAAAAUUACAAGAUUGCCUCUUCCACAACUAAGGUCCAGGAACUCAUCAGGUGCAGAAAAAGUGGCACAUGUAGAACCAAUUGAGGAAGAAUUCUCAAAUGAGGUAAAAAAGUUAAAAGAACAAAUGCUACAGAAAAAGGAAAAUGAUAGAGGAAAAAAUGUGGCUAUGAAUGGUGUAGUGGACACCACUGAUACAGAUCUGAAGACAAAGGAAUCACCUAUUUUACAUACACAUUGUCCAACUGACCUUCAGUGGCAAACUAAAGAGCCAGAGGGAAAGGUCCAGGAAGAUAAGGGUGAGCAAGAUGUAGUGCUGAGUAAAACUUGUACUUGCCCAUCUUCCCCACUUCACCUUCAAGUGAAUACCAGAAUCAAGGAAAAAGGCCUGCCAAUGUCAACAAGAACCUCUUUUUUACAAGAAAACUGCAAGGAAUUAUCAGAUUCUGGGAAAGUAGUAUAUGCAGAACCAGUUGCUCAUGAAAUUUUAAAUAUUCUGAAAAACAUCCUAAUGCUCCUCAAACAUCAAGAAAAGAAGGCUCAGGGAUGUAAGAAUGAACCAGGCAUGGUUCUAACCAAGCCUUCUACUUCAUUAUCUCGACCUCACCUCAAAUUGAAUAAAGAAAUACAAGUAGAUGAUGAAAUGCUACGAAUUUCAGGGCCUGUUUGGCCGACAAUAUCAAAUGCAGGGGAAAUAGUACAUACAGAGCCAUUUGAUAAUGAUAUCACAAAAUGUGCUAAAAAAAGAAAACAACAUGUGCCUCAGGAAGAAGAGAGGGUCAGAGAAAAAGCAGUAGAUACAAGAGACAUGAUGCAUCCCACAGAUAUAACUUUGAAGGCAAAGAAAUCACCUCCUUCAAAAAUGCUCCAUAGAACAGAAGUGCAUCUGAACAUUAAAAUAAGGCAAGAAAAAAAGGAACAGGAAGGUCAAGGUAUUGUUCUAAGAAAAAUGUAUACUUCUAAGCCUUCUCCACCUAACCUUAAAUUGGAUAAAGUUACACAAAUAGAUGAAAAAAUGCUAGGAACUAGAAGAUCCUCUCUACUCCCACUAGCACUUCCAGCAUCAUCAGAUGCAGAGAAAAAAGUAGCUAUACAAGCAAUCGAUUGUGAAAUAAGAAAGGGAAACCAACAAAUGCUGCAGAAAGGAGAUAGGUACAAGGGGAAAACAGUAAAUAUGAGGCUCAGGAUGCAUUGCAAAGAUGCAAAGAUGUCACCAAAUUCACCCCUACUUAAUGCAAAGGAAUUUGUGUUGAAUAUUAAAAAAGCAGACAAAAAAGUGCAUGAAGGUAAAGGUGAACCAUGUGUGGUUCCAACAAAGACUUUUCUUUCCAUGCCAUCUGUACCUUCCUUUUAUAUGGAUUUGGGAAUACAAAUGGACAAAGACACAUCAGGAAUCACUGGGUCCUCUCUUCCACAGCAAAAUCUUCAGGAGUCAUCAGAUACCCAGAAACUAGCAAAGAGAAAGUCAGUUGGUGGUAAUAGUGAAAACUGUGUUAAAAAAGCAGAACAUUCUGCACCACACAAAGAGGCAGUGCAGCAAUAUAUCUCAAACUUCAAAAUCAGUAUACAGCAAAGAAAGGAACCUCCACAAGUCGAAUCAGAAGGAGAUCUGAAUGGAUUAGUCUUACCUUCACAGGAUGAAGACAUUUAUUUUACAGGAUUUGCUAUGAUAAGUAGUGAAAGUCUGGGGUGGGUCUUUCCAGAGCAAAAGUCUCAGCCAGAAAAACACAAACCAGAAACUUGUGUUGUUUCCUACACCGUAAUAGAUCCAGCUAUAAUUGGAAAUCUGAAGAAAGAAGCUAAAAUAAUGGAUAACUUAAACCAUAAAAUAAGGCCCAAGCUUUCAGUUUCUUGGUCAAGGAAAAUAUCCAAGGAAAAGCAUACCAUAUUUGGCACCCCUGUAAGUACACAAGGACAAGAAUCUUCUGUUUCAAAACGAAAUGCCCAGCACCAAGAAACUUUAUCAAAAGCAUUUCCAAAGUCUGUGGAUAUAUGUACAUUUGUUGAACCAAAGAAAGACGUACCAAGUAACAAUAAAAUAAGCACAACAUUUUCUCUCCAAGUGUUAACACCAGAGACAAGGGACUCAUCACAGAAAAUGAAUAUCCCAGAGUUGAAUACCCUCCAAAAUAGGGAAGUACAAGAAAUUUUUAUGAAAAAGCAGGUAUUGUGGGUGUCUGAAAGAGUACAUGACACCAGGCCAAAAUCUGUCCUUUCUCUUAACUUUCCACUUCAAAAUGGAAACACAACACCACUGGAAAUAAAUGUGGACAAGAAAACUACAGUGGAUCCCAGUGUACUGAUACUACCAGAAAUACAAGCAGAAAAUAAGAAGGUUGACGCAAAAAGAUGGGGAAAAGAGCAGGCAUUGCUUGUUUCAGAACAAGAGGACCAUGUUCCAGAAUCACUUCGGAAGUCUCUUUAUUCCCCCUUGACUUUUUCAUUUCAAUCUGGACAUCUGAAGGAACAGAAUAAAAUUGACACAAGCCCUACAAUAAAUCUGGAACAAAAAGUAUUAGGAAUAAGAGGGGGGAAAGAGCAGGCCUUGCUUGUUUCAGAACAAGAGGACCAUGUUCGAGAAUCACUUCAAAAGCCUCUUCAUUCCCCCUCAACUUUUUCACUUCAAUCUGGAGGUCGGAAGGAAGGGAUUAAAAUUGACACAAGCCCUACAAUCUAUCUGGAACAGAAACUAUUAGGAAUAAGAGAGGGGAAAGAGCAGGCAUUGAAUGUUUCAGAACUAGAGGAACAUGUUGGAGAAUCACUUCUAAAGUCUCUUCAUUCCCCCUCAACUUUUUCACUUCAAUCUGAAGAUCUGAAGGAACAGAAUAAAAUUGACACAAGCCCUAUGAUAAAUCUGGAAGAAAAAAUAUUAGAAAUAAGAAGGUGGAAAGAGCAGGCCUUGCAUAUUUCAGAACGAGAGGAACAUGUUCGAGAAUCACUUCCAAAGUCUUUUUAUUCCCCCUCGAUUUCUUCACUUCAAUCUCGAGAUCUGAAGGAACAGAGUAAGAUUGACACAAGCCCUACAAUAAAUCUGGAACAAAAAAUAUUAGGAAUAGGAGGGGAAAAAGAGCAGGCAUUGCUUGUUUCAGAACAAGAGGAACGUUUUCGAGAAUCAUUUCAGAAGUCUCUUUAUUCCCCCUUGACUUUUUCACUUCAAUCUGGAAAUCUGAAGGAACAGAAUAAAAUUGACACAAGCCCUAAGAUAAAUCCAGACCAAAAAAUAUUAGAAAUAAGAGGGGGGAAAGAGAAGGACUUUCAUGUUUCAGAACAAGAGGAACAUGUUCGAGAAUCACUUUGGAAGUCUCUUCAUUCCCCCUCGACUUUUUCACUUCAAUCUGGAGAUCUGAAGGAACAGAAUAAAAUCAACACAAGCCCUAUGAUAAAUCUGGACCAAAAAAUAUUAGAAAUAAGAAGGCGGAAAGAGAAGGACUUUCAUGUUUCAGAACAAGAGGAACAUGUUCGAGAAUCGCUUCCAAAGUCUCUUUAUUCCCCCUCGAUUUCUUCACUUCAAUCUCGAGAUCUGAAGGAACAGAGUAAGAUUGACACAAGCCCUACAAUAAAUCUGGAACAAAAAAUAUUAGGAAUGGGAGGGGGAAAAGAGCAGGCCUUGCAUGUUUCAGAACAAGAAAAACGUGUUCGACAAUCACUUCGGAAGACUCUUCAUUCCCCCUCGACUUUUUCACUUCAAUCUGGAGAUCUGAAGGAACAGAAUAAAAUCAACACAAGCCCUAUGAUAAAUCUGGACCAAAAAAUAUUAGAAAUAAGAGGGGGGAAAGAGCAGGCCUUGCAUGUUUCAGAAGAAGAGAAACGUGUUCGAGAAUCACUUUGGAAGUCUCUUCAUUCCCCCUCGACUUUUUCACUUCAAUCUGGAGAUCUGAAGGAACAGAAUAAAAUUGACACAAGCCCUACAAUAAAUCUGGACCAAAAAAUAUUAGAAAUGGGAGGGGGAAAAGAGAAUGCAUUGCUUGUUUCACAACAAGAGGAACGUUUUCAAGAAUCACUUCCAAAGUCUCUUUAUUCCCCCUUGACUUUUUCACUUCAAUCUGGAGAUCUGAAGGAACAGAAUAAAAUUGACACAAGCCCUGUGAUAAAUCUGGAACAAAAAAUAUUAGAAAUAAGAGAAGGGAAAGAGCAGACAUUGCUUGUUUCAGAACAAGAGGAACGUGUUCAAGAAUCAAUUCCGAAGACUCUUUAUUGUACCUCAACUUUUUCACUUCAGUCUGGAGAUCUAAAGGGAAAAAAUAAAAUUGACCCAAGCCCUACUGUAAAUCUUGAACCAAAAAAAUUAGAAAUAGACAAUAAUAGUACUAUGAAUCAGGAAGAAGGGAAAUUAAAAAUAGACAUUAACAGAACUCGAGAACUGAAAGAGGAAAAAACACAAACCCACAAGAACCAUACUGUGAAUCUUGAGAAAGAGACAAUAAAAAUGGACAUAAGUAAUACUGUAAAUAUGGAUGCGCUGUCUCUGAUGGCAGAGGGACCUCAAAUUGAGGCUCGGGUAAUCACGAGUAUAACAGGUCACUGCCCAAUCAAGCAAAAACACAAAAAAGACGUGAAAGUGUCUAGGUCAAAACAAAACACUCAGCUACAAAAUAAUUUUCAAAGGAAUGCUUGGGAUUCAUUUUAUGCCUAUAUUCCUCUUUCUCCCAAAUUUGAAGGCAAGAAAGGAAGAUUAACAAUAACAGAUUUGAAAAGUGAAUUGAGUCCCAAAUAUUUAACUGUGAAAGCCCCAAAUCACCCCGUUCCACAGAUACUUAGUAUCGCAGGAUGUGGUACUCCAAGCAAUAGAAAGAAAUUUGCAUAUGACAAACAAAAGAAAAUUUUACUGAGUAAAGAUGCCUCAGGGAUAUAUAUCAGAAGUCUUUCUAUUUCCACAAUGAGUCCACCUCAAACUGAAGAAACAGUAAAAUCCCAGGCAAGCCCCGAAAGAGUAAGAAUCGAUCUUUCUAAAUUCCAGGAGGAGUCGCCUAAUGCUAGUGAAGUUAAGGGGGAUGUCUCAAGCACUGUAACAGCAAUUCCACAAGAACUUACAAAACCAGUUCCACAAGACACCCAACCCUUUGUGGCUGAUGAGCAACAAAUGAAGAAACUUCUUAGAGUCAACUCAGAAGCGAACCUUAGCAGUGAAAUAAAUGAAAAAAAAUUAACUCCUCAACCGAAAGAAAUGAUUGUCACAGGGCAUGAUGCCUCAAGGAUUAUAAAAGAACCUGACUUGCAUAUUUCUGAGCAAGAAGAAAAUGUACCAGAACCCAUUCUCACACCCACAAAGCAUCCAUUUUUGUCUGAAGAUCCAAAGGAAAAUGUGGAAGCACACAUGGAAAGCAACAUAAAUAUGAAUAUCCUACCUCUAAGGGUAGAGAAAACACAAUGUGGGAUUCAGCUAUUUGAUACCACAGAGUGUGCUUCAGCAUCUGAGCAAGGGGAUCAGAAUGAACCAGUACAGGAUAAAACCACACAAAAUGUCCAGCAACAGAAAGCUUUACCAGAAACUGUUCCCAAAUCUCUCUGGGUCCCUAGGCCCGUACCACCCCACAUUAAAAGCAAAAUAAUAAAAAUAGUGGAUAGUACAAGUACAGAAAGUUCACUUCCUGUUUAUGAAGAAAUUAAACAUGUCCUUGAAUCCCCUCUAAAAAAUACAAUGACUGAAAGGAACAAAAAAUGUGCAAGCCAAAGAGACAAGCCUCUAGAAAUACAAUCAUUCACUUUUGUUAUGAUCCAAGACAAACUUUCUGCUGAUAAAAUGGAAAAUGUACAAGCUAAUACAUAUAACUUGAAGUCACCACCUUUUGCAGAGGGUCCAGAUAUAAUUACAAUACAUCCCAAAUUGCAGCGGAAACCGUUUUUAGAUGAUUUUACUACUGAAGAAAAAAGUAAGCUCAGUAAUCACUUAGAGUCAAAAGCACUUGAAAUAAAAUUGAACCUGAUACCAGAAAUAGCAAACAAAUCCUUCCCAAAACAGCCCAUUUUAGAUGAAGAUAACAGUUGGAGGCUGAAUCCAAGAGAUAAAAAAGUAUGCUCUAUGUCUCUAGAAGGGAUUGAUACUGUAGAACUUAACUUAAAACACAAAUACCAAGAAGAUUCACCUCCUAUUGGCAGUGUGAAGACACUGAUUGUGAAUGUUUCAAGUAGCAAUGCCGAGAUCAUUACAAAAUUAAAGAGUGUUAAUAAGCUGGCUUUAAGUGGAACAUCUUCACUGAUUUCUGCCAAUAAUAAGAUGUCAUUGCCGCAUAUUCUCCAGAACUACACAGUAGAAGAAAAAGACAAACUUUUCAUGCACCUUUCUAUGAAAACAUUGGAGAUUCAAAUGAAAACGUUUCCCAGAAUUGUUAGAGAAUCCUAUGCCAUAGCCAGUGCUCAAGAGAGAAGGGAACCUUUAUCUACAUGUAUUCAUUCUGGUGUCAGAGUACCAAAACGAAGAAACAACAUUUUGUUAUUUUUUGAGGAAAAAUCUCUUCACCAAAUAGAUCUUGAUUUACAAUACAAAUACCUUCGUUUUCUCCUGGGGUUUCCUGUUGCAAGUGAGCUCCCUAAGCCAAAUGCAAUUUCCAAACAUGAUCUGAAAUUAAACACAAGUGCAGUAUGUAAAAAAGUAGAUGAUGUUGGAGGAAGCUGUGGUCUUCCCAUUGAUACAGAACAGCGUAUCUCUUUCAAAAAGCAAAGUCCUCAUGAAAGCUCAUCACUGAACAGAAAAUUCCUGGAGCCAACCCCUGUGGGUGCUUCUGACCUUGAUGGAAACAGCACGAUGCUGAAAGAUACUAGUGUUCUUCCUGAGGUAAAAUCUCAUCUGACUCCAAAAAAAGAUAAAGAAAAUCAUGUACGUUUUCAACAACCAAAUACACAUAAAUCUCUUGACAUAAAGAUUCAGGAAGAUGCUGUUCAUUUAGUUGAUGCACUUUCAGUUCAAAUUUCUGAAGAAUUUACUGAUAUACAGACCAACAUGGAGAGUCCAACUAACUUGGAAGAAGAUGAGGAUGAGGAAUAUAUAUUUUUAGAAGCCAACCCUUACUUGAGUCAGCAAUCGCAAAGAAUUCCGUUUGAAUUACAGAAAGGCAUUCCUUUGGAAAAUCUCCACAAGAGGAGAAUAAGCAAAACUGGUGGGAAACAACUUUAUAAUGAAGAUUCAGCUUCCCAUAACAGUAGGAGAGGUAGAAAACAUACCUUAAUUAUGAUACCACCUUCUUAUAAAUCCCACAAACAUAGAAAAAAUCGAUCAUCCCCCAAAGCACAGUCUCCUGACUGGUUGUGUCAUAGUUCACUAAAUAAUACAGAAAUUCAAUCUGGGUCAUCUUCUGUAUCAUUCAGUGAAGAGAAACUUUCAGGGACUAUAAGGAGCAAAACAAAUUAUUCUUCAGCUCCCUUAACGGAGUCAAAUAUCAAAUUGCAUCCUGCGAACAACCAAGGCAAAACUUGCAUGCAUCUAGAAAGCAAAGAAAGAAAGAAGCCCACAUUUGAUGUAUUCACAAAGAACAACCUUCAUUUGGACGAUGAUUACAGUGAUACACCAAGUAAAAAGAAACAGUCAAGAAAGAAGAAAGUAUAUGAUUAUGAGUCAGGAAGAUCAGAACAGUAUUUCCAAAGCAGACAUAAGUCAUCAUCAAAACCUCAUCAUGAGGAUGUCAGUUUCUAUUCUUCAAGAAAAUCAAACCAGCCAUUUUUUUAUGCCUGUGUACCAGCAGACUCACUGGAGGUCAUACCCAAAACCAUUCGCUGGACUAUUCCUACUGAAACCUUAAGGAAGAAAAAUUUUAAAAUUCCCCUGGUGGCAAAGAUGUCAAGUUCCUGGAAUAUAUGGAGCUCCCCCAAGAAGUUUUUGGAGUCACUCUCAGAGUCCUUAAAGUUAAGGCCAAUUCCUGAAAAGUGAUAUUACCAUAUCUAGAUUCCUUUUAAGUGGAAAAUGGUCGCUGUUGUGAUAUUCUUGAAAAAUAAAAUACU